Molecule: messenger RNA, 3600 nt
Organism: Alternaria rosae
Lineage: Eukaryota; Fungi; Ascomycota; Dothideomycetes; Pleosporales; Pleosporaceae
Exons: 2
Coding region: 312-3260 (982 amino acids)
Source: RefSeq, a predicted model, not a curated record
UAGAAAUAUACAUUGUCGUAGGAACUGCCUACUUAUCAAGAUGGGACCAUGUGUAUGCAGCAAGACGCAACACAGAUUCUAGCCACCUCUAGUGACAGUAGCGCAACGCGCCAUUACAGCCAUAGAAGCAGCCACAUCUGGGGCAGUCCGAAACUUACCAACGCGAGCUUCAGCCGCACACUCGACCAGAACCUAGAAGAUGCUGCCAAAGGCUGCCCUCCCGGCCUCCCACAUCUCGAGACUGGUUUCCGCCAGCGAAGCCACCCCCUGACGUAUCUCUUCACUUUAUGUCGUCUUAAUCGUGUCGGAACAUGGACCUCCUGAAUAUUUUCCUCAUAGCCAACAGCGUUUGUGCAUUUAUCUACACCAUUCAGCUAGUUUACCUGGACAAGACACGCCUACGAAGCGGAAUCAUCGCAGAAACUACAUCCAGGAAGCGUGCUCGUCUCCUUCGAGCAGGACCAGUCGUCUGCUCGAUACUGGCCACAAUUGCCGUGGUUCUUGUACCGAUACUCGGUAGCAGUAGAUUUGAAGCCUGUUUACAGGAAAACAGCGAAAUCAACCCAGAUGUCGGGGGUAUCGGUGUCCUUCUCGGCCUUUUUCUGCCUUGUCUUGUACUCCUUGUGGUACUGUUCCUAGGUCACUUCACGGUACAUACCUCAGGUGCCAAGGAGCUUUGCGUGGCUCAGUGUGCAAACUUGCUUUAUCUCACGAUCAAUCUUGCCAAGGGGAUGUCAGGAUUGAACACCCAAGAGCUUGUCAUUGCUCUCUCCAGUAUUGAUGCAGUUAGUGCUUCGAUAUCGAUGGCCUUUUCGGACAAGGACGUACUUGCUGCUCGGAAGCUGGUUAGUUUCGGUUUCCUGACGCAGCUUGUGGCGUAUGUUGUACAGGCUAUAGCUUUCAGCGCAUACACGCAGCGUGAUAAGCCACAGUGUGGGUCCUCCACACCAUAUCAGUUAUUUUCCCAGCACUAUUCGACAGCAUACUGGAUUUACUUGGCUUUCCGCAUCGCUGCGUCGAUAUUUCCAUGUCAGGUAGCCUACCGUCUCACGUCGAGCUUGAACAAGAUUGAAAACAAAAAUAACGCUACACGAAGCACACGUGUCAAAGCCACCGCUCUUUGGAGGUCACUACCCGCCACCUUAGCGACAAGCUACUUGAUCUAUUGGUCAUUCGUGCUACUCCAUGGAUUAUCUAUAUUCAACAUCCUACGUGGAACCAACACUAUCGGACAGUCCUGGCACAGCUUAACAAGCGAGUGGGGACAGAGUGCCAAUGCUAUCAUAGCGGUCUUUGCCAUUUGCCAUGUCGCAUAUGCAGUCUACAGGCUGUUCGUUGCUGAGAGCACGAAUGAUGAUGCACAGACUCCCGAACACAGCGGGCGAUCGAUCAGUCGAGCCUAUCCCCAAAGGGGCUGGAUGGCAUGGAAACAUUGGCCUUGGACAAAGCCAAGAUGGCCUUUCCGUUUGGGAUUGGACUACUCAGAUCAUCUCUUGAUAGACGAAAGUAUGCUUCAAAAGGUACUAAAUCCGCCUCUGGAAAUGGACCCCGAAGUGCGCAAAAAGCUCUGGCAAGACCUCAUGGAUGGUUUUACAUACAACGAUCUUGACGGUAUUCUCGAUUGUCUGGACCAAGGAGCCCCAGUGGAUGAACCUAAUGACGACGGAAACUGGCCCGUUCAUUUAGCUGCUCGCUACAACAACACCGAUAUCUUGAUGAAAACACGAUUCGAGUCCACUGAGGGUACUACCACUUACGACUCGCUUUUGCAGAGAAACCUUGCUCAAGAGACUCCGCUGGAGAUUGCAUGCAAUACAGGUACACUCGAAGCUGUUCGUUGGAUCAUGGAACGUCUUCCACAAGAAGACGAAGAAGCCAACGCUGUCGUCUAUCGAGCGUUCAAAUCAACAAUUUCGUCGGAGAAGGAAGGAGUGCUGAAGAUUCUGCAGCACUUAUGGCCUGCUGAAAAAGCACUCAAGAUGCGUACCGAGGUCCAAGAAUCAGCACCGCUAAACCGGCAGGGACGCAAACGCAAACCAACUCUCUCGCUUAUCGAUCCUGCAAUCCUGGUAACAACUCAAUCUCGGUUCCAAGAAACGUUCGAGCUCGCAUGGAAAAUACCCUCUACAUACCUGAUGCGCUGUGUACUGGACCCACAGGUCAUAUCUGAGGCACACACGCCAGGGAUAAGUCGGUCUAUCAUGAACUCCUCACUUAGCGAUAGCAUGUGUCUGGAGCUGUUACAGAAUCUCGGCUUUGCACCUCUCGAAUUGCUAUUCUGCGCUGUCAAGUAUGCAGUCAACCCAUCAGCCUCGAAUCCCAGAGCUAGUUUGUGGGAAACCAUCAUGCUGGACAUCAGUAUAUUCACUCCAGAACUCUCAGAUUCAGUUUUGACCGAAUCGAUGCUUCUUUCGGAGAUUUCGCAAGAAGGCGAGGUGGCCCGCCUUCAUAUUGCCCAAAUCUUUGGUAGUCAUGGAGGACGAGACUGGUCCGAGGUGGUGAAGGCAUCUACGGAAGCUCGCCCUUCAGAUUUACAGCACCUGAUUGAUGCAGAGAGCGACAGUUCCUGCCUACAACGCAUGCUGAAUGUGAAGAACGCGAGAGGACAUACACUUCUGGACCGUACUAUCGAAAGACCCCUUCAUCGAACCGAGACUCAAGAAAAGCAACGACAGCGGCUACAAUGUAUCGAUCUACUGCUGAAACAUGGGAGUCUUGUAAGGCCUAAAAACCUCGCCCGGGCCUAUGAGCGCUCCAGUGCGAUGAGCUUCGCUGUGUUUAUGUUGCUAGUCGCGUACAGUAAUAGCGGGACCUUAUCGCGCGCACUGCACAAAGUUUGUUCGACGGAUAAGCUUCAUGAGUGGAAAGAAGCCCGCGGUAGCUUCCAGAAGAUACAGGCGCUUCUCAGAGGAGGUGCUGAUCCAACAAUUAUGAACAAAUUCCAUUGCACUCCGCGGGACAACGUACUACUCAUCAUCAAAGACGACUCGUACGCCAAAGAGUCAGGGACUGGUACGUCGUCUCCCGUUGACGGGGCUGUCUCUGCCAACCAGGUUGCUGGAAAAUAUCUUCUGAAGACAUAUAAACUCUUGCAACGAUGGGAAAACUAUCCCCAGGACCCAAGCUGUCGUAAACCUUCUGAAGAUACGGACGAAGAUUGGAAAGCUUUCUCGAUCGAUCUUACCAAGAACUUGGACGAUUGGACAUGGACAUGGCUCGUCGAAAAGAACCCUGAGGGCUACAAAGUGGUUGACGACUAACGGAGAAAGAUUGAGCACCGUACCAAGAGUCUACCAAAGUGUCCUUUGGCAAGAUCGGAAAUGUUGGAAUAUAGACUCGGCGGCUCGGCGCUUCGGCUCCGAGCCCCACAAUCAUUUAACCCACCCAAUCGCGAGCAGGCUGCGAGGGCCCUGUACCCCAUACUUAUCCUACGUAUAUAUACCGUUGCUUGCAACACCAACUCGAUGAAUUCAGAAAUACGUACCAAGAGUCUACAGUGACUCAGCAUCUUUCUAACUCCUGUUUUCAUAUCGAUGUAGAUGGCAGAACCCCUGUUUAGUUUGAUCCUUGUAGGAGAUACUAUAGCUUUCAUAGCGUGCU